Messenger RNA from Stylonychia lemnae, 807 nucleotides. NCBI's taxonomy places the organism in Eukaryota, Ciliophora, Spirotrichea, Sporadotrichida, Oxytrichidae. The record is from the annotation of a GenBank genome assembly.
AUGAUCCUUGCAAGUAAAAUGACUUCAAAUCAACCUGCGCUUAUGGUUUGUAGAAUUGGCCAUGAUGGAGAAUGCUCUCAAAGUGCUGAUUGCACUCCUUACCAAUAUUGCAACAUGGGCAAAUGUACUAACUUCAAAAAGAUUGGAGACUCCUGCUUCCAUAGGAAUGAAUGUGGCAGAUCAGCUACUUGUUUCUAUUAUGAUGCCAAUUCAAUCACAGGAGUAUGCACCUAAUACAUGCAAAUUGAAACUGGAGCUGCCAUUAAUGUGACAUAGAAAAUAGAUAGUUAUGCUGUUGUAAAUGAGGAUUCACACUUGCUCUGUAAGACAUAAUAUGCAAAUUCAAUUGGAAUUUGCAGUGAAGGAACGAAAUCAACGAAUAAAGGAUAAACGUGUGAAGUUGAUGAAGAUUGUCCCUCUAGCGAUGGAGUUACAUAUGCAAAAUGUAAAUGUGGUUGGAACACAGACAAAACUAAAUAUUGUGACCUAUUACCAGGAGAUGAUGAAUGGGUUGAUGUUCGAACAAAGUUUAAUGAAUAUUUUUAAGCAACUAGAGAGAAUUGUAAUACAGAUGCAAGAUGGCAAUAAUGCUCUGAGAAAUCUCUAUUUAACUCUUGGAUGUGUGCCAAAUUAAAAGCUGAAAACUAUGUUUUAAUGAUUGAUGCUAACACUUUAGACUGCAUGGCAAAUCUUUUCCAAUACCUUCCAACUUUCAGCGAGAUUUACUCAUAUUGCUCAAACGCUUUUCUUAUUAAAACUGGUCUUAUGAUAGCUAGUUUAGCUUCUUUAUUAAUGUUUAAUUUUUGA